Molecule: messenger RNA, 2079 nt
Organism: Eurytemora carolleeae
Lineage: Eukaryota; Metazoa; Arthropoda; Copepoda; Calanoida; Temoridae
Product: neutral and basic amino acid transport protein rBAT
Exons: 15
Coding region: 276-2006 (576 amino acids)
Biological process (GO): amino acid transport; carbohydrate metabolic process
Source: RefSeq, a predicted model, not a curated record
UUUGUUACUUUUUGUAGUUGUAAAUAUUAAUCUUUUCAGAGCUUAUUUUGGAAAUGAAUUUCUCAUUCUGAGGUGCACUAAAAGGUUAUCUCAAACUAACCGCAGAGAAACCAGAUUUAGUAAUUAUCGAUAGAAUGGAGGAAAAGAGAAGUUUAUGCCCUGCCUUUCCUCUCCCUCUAGCUAGACUCUAGAGUCUAGAUAUCAUCAUUCAUCAGAAUCAAUUUGAUCAGCAGUUCUUUGAGAAUACUUUUCAAGAACAGAAGUACGCACAAACCAUGGGAGAAAAAGAAGAGAAGGGGGACGCAGUUCCUGAAGGAGAACAGGAGAAGGAGACUCUAGCUGGAGAAGGAGAGAAAAAGAUGAUUGUCGAGAAAAGUGUGGAGGCUAAGAUCAGCCCUGCCGAGGUUAAAGUUGACCUAGAGGCUCCAAUGGAGGAUGGAUUUAAGGGUCUAACAAAGGAAGAAUUGAUGCGCUUUGCAACUGAUCCAUUCUGGGUCCGACUUCGUUGGAUUCUUUUUGUCCUGUUCUGGAUAAUCUGGAUUGCCAUGCUGGUUGCAUCAAUCGUGAUCAUUGUCUACGCCCCUAAGUGUCCCUCCCCGGACCCUAAACAAUGGUGGCAGAAGGGCCCCAUCUACAAGGUUGACAUUGCUAACUUCAAGGAUUCAAACAAUGACGGAACAGGAGAUAUAAAAGGUUUAGAAGGAGAGCUUGAUUAUCUUGUGGAAACUGGAGUUAACACUAUCUAUUUGGAUCCAUUCUUUAAAGGACCAGCUGGAGUUGGGAAUAAGUAUGGAGUAUCUGACUUCCAAGAUGUGAAGGCCGAGUUGGGAACAUUAGCGGACUGGUCGUCUUUAGUUGACCAGCUCCAACUUAGGAAUAUGAAGGUUAUUAUUGAUAUAAUCCCGAACCAUGUCUCCGAACAGCAUGAAUGGUUUGAACUCUCUGUCAGCAAGGAUCCAACUUAUCAGGAUUUCUUUAUCUGGAGCAGCACUGGAUCUGCUCCUGGUUGGGUUAAGAACUCUGAACGAGGACAGUACUACUGGGCUCCAACUGGAUUACCGGAGCUCAAUCUUGCAAAUCCAAAGGUUGUCGAGGAGAUGAAGAAAGUUAUGAAGUUUUGGUUGAAUAAAGGAGUUGAUGGAUUCAACCUAGACUCCUUCAAUACUCUCGUAGAGGAUCAACAUAUGAAACUUGACCUCAAAGCAUCCAAGGACAUCGUCAAACAGUUCCGCACCGUGGUCGACAACUUCGGGGAGACCUCAGACUCAUCCAGAAUCCUCAUCGCUCUCACCGACCUUCAAUUGGUUGAUCUUGGACCUCUUUAUGGAGAUGAUAUCGACGAGAAUCAUAUCGGUCAGCUUUUCCACCUUGCUGUCGGAGUACCAAUGUCUGACGACAUGCAAGGAGAUUUAAACGUAAAAAAUAUUGUUUCCUUCAUUCAAGAAGUGAAAACUAAACUUCCAGUCAAUGCAUGGCCAGCGAUUGCUGUCAGCUCCCCUGUUAGUGUGGUUGAAGCUGAUAUGGUCGAUGCGAUGAAUAUGCUGAGUAUCAUUCUUCCUGCCACACCCUUUACUAAUAUGGGACAGGAACUAGGAAUGGCAGCUGUUAAAAUGAACUGGGAUAUGCAGAAAAACCAAACUAAGGCCUCUACUGAGGGUCGGUUAACACACUAUUCUGUUUACUCGGAGCUGGCAAAACUACGUCAGUCUGAAACCAUCUUGUUCGGAACCAUUGUGGCUGAAGAAAUUUCUGGUUGUCUAGUUGUAUCCAGGGUGAAGAAGGGUAAUCCUGGAUACCUCCUUGUAAUCAACUUCUCACAAGAAGAUCUCAAGUUAGAUCUUUCCAAGGUUAAGAGUAUAGCAGAGAAUAUAAGGAUUUUAACCAGCUCUGUUGCCGGCCGGGAGUUUGCCCUGCCGGAUCCGAAAAUGACAAAAACAUUUUCGGCCGCUGAAGUUCCUGUGGCGGCUAGACAGGCCCUAAUGUUCACAUUUGUGCCCAGCUUUUAAGCACAUCUUAAAAUUUUUUUAAAAUUUUGGCAAUUUCAAAAAAUUAGAAUAAAUAUUUCAAAUUUGUAAAAAA